AUGAACCCCUCGAACGAAACCCAUCAACAACAAAUUCUCCCUAACGUUCACAACCCUCUGCAAUUCACCAUCGUUCUACCCCACUCUGACACCAAUUCAAACCCUAAUUCUUCACUCUCAAACCCUAGCAAUGUCAACGACUUGCUCACACUCGGUAUUCCGAGAAAACGAAGACGAGGCAGGCCACACGAUACUCUCUCCUCCAAUCAGGUAUACAAUUUACCUCCCGAAUUUCCCAACAAUCACCAAACAACACAAAAUUCUUUCGGUUCUAAUCAUUUUGAUAGAAACCCUAACAUCGGAUCAGAUCAAGCAGCACAAGUAGGUGUAUCCGAUGAAAUAAUAGUAAUCAACAAAGAAGCAACAUCCGAAGCUUUGAUUGCUUUAACCGCCGGGUUUCCGGCGGAUGUACUUACAGAAGAAGAAAUCGACGCAGGAGUUGUUUCGGUUGUUGGUGGAAUCGAACAGGUCAAUUACAUACUGAUUCGAAACCAUAUCAUCACCAAAUGGAGAGAGAACGUAUUCAAUUGGGUAACAAAAGAGAUGUUUCUCGAUGUUGUACCUUCGCAUUGUAGUAAGCUUUUAGAUUCUGCAUAUAACUAUCUACUCUCACAUGGAUACAUCAAUUUUGGGGUUUCACCAUUGAUCAAAGAUAAAAUUCUGGCUGAAGCUAAUACAAAAGGGAAUGUAAUAGUCAUAGGGGCUGGUCUUUCCGGACUUGCAGCUGCAAGACAACUGAUGACAUUUGGGUAUAAAGUUACAGUUUUGGAAGGAAGAAAACGUCCAGGUGGACGAGUUUACACCAGGAAAAUGGAAGGAGGAAAUAAAGUUGCAGCUGCUGAUUUAGGAGGAAGUGUUUUAACAGGUACACAUGGAAACCCUCUUGGGAUUUUAGCCAGACAAUUAUCAUAUCCUCUUCAUAAAAUUCGUGAUAAAUGUCCACUCUAUAGAUUAGAUGGAACACCAGUAGAUUCCAAAACUGAUACCAAAGUUGAAAUAGCUUUCAAUCAACUCCUAGACAAAGCAAGCAAGCUUAGACAGCUAAUGGGUGAAGUCUCACAAGAUGUUUCUCUAGGGGCAGCUUUGGAAACAUUUUGGGAAGUUGACAACAACUCUUCAAAUUCAGAAGAAACAAGUCUCUUCAAUUGGCAUCUUGCUAAUCUAGAAUAUGCAAACGCGGGUUUACUCUCUAAACUCUCUUUAGCAUUUUGGGAUCAAGAUGACCCGUAUGACAUGGGAGGCGACCAUUGUUUCUUGCCAGGUGGCAACUGGAGAUUGGUCCAAGCGUUAGCCGAAAACAUCCCGAUUCUUUACGAAAAAACAGUAAAUUCUAUUCGUUACAGCAGUGAUGGAGUACAAGUUGCUGUGAAUGGAGGACAAGUUUUUGAAGGAGACAUUGCUUUAUGCACUGUUCCACUUGGGGUUUUAAAAAGUGGGUUCAUUAAAUUCACCCCUGCAUUACCUCAAAGAAAAUUAGAUGGAAUCAAACGAUUAGGAUUCGGUUUAUUAAACAAAGUCGCAAUGCUUUUUCCUAAUCCCUUUUGGGGCACCGAUUUGGACAUGUUUGGGCAUUUAUCCGAGAACCCAAGUACACGUGGCGAAUUCUUUCUAUUCUACAGCUAUGCAAACGUAGCAGGUGGGCCCGUGUUAAUGGCUCUAGUGGCAGGUGAAGCUGCACGUUCAUUCGAAAGCAUGCCACCCACUGACGCGGUGAAACGUAUCCUCCGAAUCCUACGUGGCAUAUACUCGCCACAAGGGAUCGAAGUCCCGGAACCGAUACAAACUGUGUGCACACGAUGGGGUUGCGACCCGUUUUCUCUUGGGUCGUAUUCAAAUGUUGCGGUGGGGUCCACCGGGGACGAUUACGACAUUUUAGCAGAAAGUGUAGGGGACGGGAAGCUUUUUUUCGCUGGGGAGGCGACCACGAGACGUUACCCUGCGACCAUGCAUGGCGCGUUUUUAAGCGGGUUAAGAGAAGCUGCUAAUAUUUACCAUUUUGACACCAAUCGAGCUCUCAGGGGUAAAAUCGAGAAAAACCCAUCAAAAAACGCGGCAAGAGAGUUGGAAAGAAGGGAACAAGUGUUGGAGCUGAGGGAAGUGAAAGGAGGUGAUGAAAUGAGGUUGAAUUAUUUGAUUGAGAAACUUGGAGUGAAAUUGAUUGGAAGGAAAGGGUUGGGACCUGGUGCUGAUGAUGUUAUUUCUCAAAUUAAGGCUGAAAGAAGUAAAAGCAAACCUGCAGUAACUGUUAAAUCUGGAACCUUGAAGCCGAAAUCAGCUAUGAAGCAGAAGUUGGUGAGAAAGGCGAAGAUAUUGCGGAAAAACAAUAAUCAAUCGCUUCCUGUUAAAGGGGUUGGGGGUAAUGACGUGGAAGUUAAAGUAGGUGGUGGUAGUGUAAGUGGAAUGACCAAAUUGGUGGUUAGUGAGUCGAUUCCAAGUGUAAAUAUGAAUGUGGGUGAAGGGUUGAUUGGUAAUUUUAGCUCCUCCGCCUCUGCCUCUGAUCCUCCGAAUGUUGAGGGACUUGGUGUUGGGGUUGCUUCACGUGAUUGGGAUUUAGUAGAAUUAGAUGGUGAAAUGUUGUAAAAAAAAAAAACGGGACUUGUGUAGAUGUUUGAGUUUUAGAAAAAGAUUUUUUUUUUUU
Messenger RNA from Lactuca saligna, 2638 nucleotides. NCBI's taxonomy places the organism in Eukaryota, Viridiplantae, Streptophyta, Magnoliopsida, Asterales, Asteraceae. The record is from the annotation of a GenBank genome assembly.